This is a messenger RNA of Bufo gargarizans (Asiatic toad), 4204 nucleotides long. RefSeq names its product E3 ubiquitin-protein ligase UHRF1-like. The transcript has a single exon. NCBI's taxonomy places the organism in Eukaryota, Metazoa, Chordata, Amphibia, Anura, Bufonidae. The record is from RefSeq and is a predicted model, not a curated record. Bases 112 to 2379 code for a protein of 755 amino acids. Gene Ontology annotation, biological process: negative regulation of gene expression via chromosomal CpG island methylation. Gene Ontology annotation, molecular function: ubiquitin protein ligase activity; protein binding.
GGAGAGCGGGAGUUCGGUGCACGCUUCCACCGUCAAGGCGCAUUUGUCACACAGAAAAACCGGAGCCGCCACCACAAAACAGCGGAACUUCACCUCAGAGCCGCCGCCAUCAUGUGGAUCCAGGUGCGCACCAUGGACGGCCGGGAGACUCACCGCAUUGACUCCCUGUCUAAGCUGACCAAGGUGGAGGAGCUGCGGGAGCGCAUCCAUGAGGUGUUCGGGGUGGAGCAGGACCGCCAGCGGCUCUUCUACCGGGGGAAGCAGAUGGAGGACGGACACACGCUCUUUGAUUACAGCGUUGGCCUCAAUGACAUCGUGCAGCUGCUGGUCCGCCAGCUCCCGCCUCCCCCGGGCCCUGCUCCGGUCUCCGCGGAGGACACCGACGACACCCCCAUGUCCGAGACUGAUCCCGAAGAGCUGAAGCCGGAGGAGCAGCCGCCCGCCGAGCCCCCCGCCCGCGGCCUGUACCGGGUGAAGGAGCUGGUGGACGCCCGGGACCUGCACAUGGGCGCCUGGUUCGAGGCUGAGGUGGUCAGUGUGACCCAGGGAACCCCUGCUGAUGACGUCAUCUACCACAUAACGUACGAGGACUAUCCUGAGCAGGGGGUGGUGCAGCUAACGGGCAAAGAUGUCAGACCCCGGGCCAGGACCAAGUUAUCCUGGGAGGACCUGCGUGCUGGACUGGUGGUCAUGGUCAACUUCAACCCAGAUGACCCCAAGGAGAGGGGCUACUGGUAUGACGCAGAGAUCCUCCGCAAAAAAGAGGGCAAAGCCUGCAAAGAGCUGUACGCUAAGCUGUUACUGGAGGGCACAGGGGACACCCCAGAUGAAUGCAAAAUCCUGUUCGUGGAUGAGGUGUUUAAAAUCGAGGUGCCGGGUACCCCAGUCCCCGCUGAGACCCUGCCUCCGAAGGAGUCUCCUCAAAAGCCCAAGACGGGUCCACAGUGCAAGCUCUGCAAGGAUGACCCCAAAACAAAGUGCCGCAUGUGUGCCUGCCACGUCUGCGGGGGCAAACAGGACCCUGAGAAGCAGCUGCUGUGUGACGAGUGUGACAUGGCCUUUCACAUCUUCUGUCUUCACCCUCCACUGUCCGCCCUGCCCGAUGUUGAUGACUGGUACUGCUCGGACUGUAGGAACGAUACCAGUGAGGUGGUGCUGGCCGGUGAGAAGCUGAAGGAGAGCAAGAAGAAAGCCAAGAUGGCGUCUGCCAGUUCAUCCUCUCAGAGAGACUGGGGUAAAGGCAUGGCAUGUGUCGGGCGCUCCAGAGAAUGCACAAUUGUUCCGUCCAAUCACUAUGGCCCGAUACCCGGCGUACCCGUUGGCACCAUGUGGAAGUUCAGGGUGCAGGUCAGCGAGGCGGGGGUGCACCGGCCUCAUGUGGCUGGCAUCCACGGAAGAAGCAAUGAUGGCUCCUUUUCUUUGGUGCUGGCGGGAGGUUAUGAGGAUGAUGCUGACGAUGGGACUGAGUUUACCUACACCGGGAGCGGAGGUCGUGACCUCUCGGGGAACAAGCGGACGGCGGAGCAGUCAUGUGACCAGAAGCUCACUAACAUGAAUCGGGCCCUGGCCCUUAACUGCAAUGCCCCCAUCAAUGACAAGCAAGGGGCUGAAGCUAAAGACUGGAAAGCGGGUAAACCCGUACGUGUAGUGCGCAAUGCCAAGGGGAGGAAACACAGCAAAUACGCCCCAGAGGACGGCAACCGGUACGACGGCAUCUACAAGGUGGUGAAGUACUGGCCUGAGCAGGGUAAAUCCGGCUUCCUCAUUUGGCGCUACCUGCUGAGGAGAGAUGAUGAAGAGCCGGCGCCAUGGACCAAGGAGGGCAAAGAGCGCACAAAGAAACUAGGCCUCACCAUGAAGUACCCUGCGGGUUACUUAGAAUCCGUUGCCAACAAGGAGAGAGAGAAGGAAAACAUAGAUUCGGAUGAACUGGAAACUCCGGUCAAAGGAAAGAGAAAAAGGAAAUCGGUCAUUGAGGAUGAUGAUGAUGAAGAGGACGACGAGGGAACGCCUAAGAAAACCAAAACCGAACUAGAGUAUGACCUGACCCCGGAGCAGAAGGAGCUGAUUGAAAAAGAUGAGAUGAACGUCAAGUUGUGGAAUGAAGUGAUGACACAUCUCCAGGAGGGUCCAAGAUUCAUCGAUAAGGUGGAGGAGACCUUUCUGUGCAUCUGCUGCCAGGAGGUGGUGUAUGAGCCCAUCACCACCGAGUGUCUGCACAACAUCUGCAAGAGCUGCCUCGACCGCUCCUUCAAAGCCUCCGUGUACAACUGUCCGGCCUGCAGGCACGACCUGGGCAAGAACCACAACAUGCGUGUGAACAAGCCCCUGCAGACCCUUCUCAGCCAGCUCUUCCCCGGCUACGAGAGGGGACGAUAAUUCCUGCUUAUUCACUGUGUCUUACUUUCCCUUCUUUGAGCAGAAAACGCUCUGUCCUUUACGACCCUAUAAGAGAUCAGAGGCCACAAUAUACGCUCCAUUCCUCUCAAGAACUCUGAAAUGACAACUUACUAGCACGCCCGUGUCUACCUGUAUGUGGGUGUGAGGCUACGCUCUCCAUGUGUGGUUCUCUAAACCUGGGAUAGACAUCAAAUCUGCAUCUUGAAGACAUCUGAAACUAAGUCCCAUAUUACAAGGGUAUUCCUAUCUCAUAUUGCUGGGCUAUGCCAUCAUGAUGGGGGGGGUGACCUCUGGGACUCACAAUGAUCUUGAAAACGAAGAGACGGCAGAGCUGGUUUAAUGCUACGUCCCUUCUGUUGUGCCCCCGCCAUCCGGGGACCUGCAGCCAGCUUAGAUGCCACGCUGCUACAGGUCUCUGCACAGGAGCACUGCUGUCCACGGGAGCAAUGUUAAAGGUGUGCUGCUCCUGCCCCUACAUUUUCACAGUCAGUGGGGUCCUAGAGGUUGACAUGUUAAUAUUCCAGUUAGAAUCGGGGAGGUGAAUACUUCCAGUGCUGCUGUUAAGAGAACUGUCCCUGAUAGGAGUGACGUAGAAAUACAGGUUUGUGUGAAAAGAUUCAUUAUAACUAGAGAUGAGCGAAUGUCAUAUUUUGACAUUUGUUCACGCUUCGUUUGUUGGUUAAAGGUGAAUUGCGUUAUGGACCAUAGCGCAAUUCUAUGACUGAAUGCCUUUAGAGGCCUUCUGUCAUAAUAGAAGACUAAUCGGCUGCAAAAUUGAUCCAUCCCGUUUCAGUUAUGCAGGGGAGUCCUCCUCUGCAUAACGGGACGGAUCAGUUUUGCAGCCCAUAGGCUUCUAGUAUUAUGGAAGGCCUCUAAAGGCAUUCAGUCAUAGAAUUGUGUUAUGGUCCGUGGUGACGGAAUCUAGAACGCAAUUCACCUUUAACAAACGAAUUUCAUAAGCUAUCUCUAGUCAUAGCUUGAAGUCCCUGCCUGUUUAUGGCUGGGGGGGGGUCCAGUUGGUCGUACUUACUGACUGGCAGCAAUGUCCUGGGGUACGAGGUUGUGACGCAGUCAGCUCUAUUUAACUAAUGAUGACUUAGCUUUAGUAUUUAGUCAUUCUGCAUUACUAAUGGUGGUGCAGCCCCCUUCAACACCACACAGACAUUAACAACGCAGACUGACCAAACAGCGCAGUCUUUAUUGGCAAAUAAGAGCCAUCUACGGCCGCGUCACAACCGUGCUGGAUGGACGUAGCCUCAGAGGGAAAGCUAGUGGUCGCUGAAUGAGACUAAGCCCAGAAUGAACACUGAUGAAUAAAUUGUAAGUAACUAUAAAUCUUUCUCGUAGCUCUACAACGUGCUGCAGAUCAGACGGCAUAUCAUAUCUAUAUUGCUGGGAGAAAACACUUAAUACUGUUUGUGCUGCCCCCUGCUGGAUUUGCAGACAUUUCCUGUCUCCGUUGUAUUUAUGCAAGGUUGUGCAAUUUUUGUGUCAGCAGAAGUGUUAAAUCCAUUGAAAUCAGAUCCUCCAGAGGUUAUUGUACAAUGUCAGAUGAAUUUUUUUUUUUUUAAGGGUGCGGCCACAUGGUCAUGUUGCUGAUAUAGUUUCUAAAACCAGGACUGAGUCCAGAAAAUGUAGUAUCAGUCCUUUUAUACCUUCUCUCCUUUUAUUAUCCAGUCAUGGUCUUCCAAAACUGCAUCAGGAAAUCUGACCAAACCCUGACCCUGGUUUCACACCUAGGCGUUUCUCAAACGCGCGUUUUUUUUAAUAGUGAACGCGCGUUUGAGUGAUUGACAGCAGUGUU